Diabrotica virgifera virgifera (western corn rootworm) is the source of this 2716-nucleotide messenger RNA. Its product is annotated as clotting factor C-like. NCBI's taxonomy places the organism in Eukaryota, Metazoa, Arthropoda, Insecta, Coleoptera, Chrysomelidae. The record is from RefSeq and is a predicted model, not a curated record. The transcript has 11 exons. Bases 128 to 1885 code for a protein of 585 amino acids. Gene Ontology annotation, molecular function: serine-type endopeptidase activity. Gene Ontology annotation, biological process: proteolysis.
UAACAGAUGAAGAAUAUCGUGAAAUUCCAAUUUACUUUAAUAUAGUAUAUUAUUGUUAGACAGAAGACAGAAGAGACUACAGUAUAUUAUACAGUUUUGUGAUAAUUGAUUAUGUUUUCGUGAUAUUAUGGAAGUUAAGAGUGUUUUACUGGUUUUUAUUUUUAUAGGUUUAACAAAUUCAAAAUUUGAAAGUUCUUCAAAUUCUAUAAGAUCUAUUGUCAGACAGCGACGCCAAAGCAGCUUCAACUGUACUCUCCCGACACAAUUAGAAAAUGGAAGGGUGUUAGUAUACGGAAAAGAUAUUAAACCAGGUGAUCAGGUAGACAUCGACGUAUUAAUAAAAUUGGAAUGCCACAAAGGUUAUAAAUUAUCUCCUAAUACUCCUUUCAUUAUUUGUGACGGCAAUUGGGAGGAAAUACAUUUAGUGACGUGUAAAAAAACAUGUCCCCCUUUUUAUUCAACGGCAACUACUACGGUUAAAUGUAGAGAUAAAGAUUACAAUACAGUCCCUUGUGAUAAAGCAAUUGAUGGUACGUACUUAACUUAUGAGUGUGCUUCUUAUCAUGAAAUACCACCAGGCGGUAGAAAUAUACUCUACUGUAACAAUGGCCUUUGGGACUUUCCCAAACCUGUGUGUCAACCAAUUUGUGGAAGAAAAGUUUAUACGGAACCUUCACUUAUUUGGAAUGGCAACGGAGUCAACCAUUUUGACCACCCCUGGGUUAUAGCGGUAUUCAAGAAUUUAGGGAAAAAUUACGAAAAUAUAUGUGGGGGGACGUUAGUGAGCAUAAGAACUGUCAUAACUGCUGCUCACUGUGUUACGGAUACCUAUGGUCAUGCUUUGGGUAGAGAGAACUUUCAAGUUGUUGCGGGAAAAAUGUACAAUGCCUUUGGAGACGAACGAGAUACGCAUGCUCAAUAUAGAAAGAUAUCGGAAAUUGUUGUACAUGAAGGAUAUAGAGGAGAAAGUCAAAGGUACAUUGCUGAUAUAGCUCUGCUCAUAACUCAAGAGUUGUUCAAACUUGAUCGAUUUGUUCUGCCUGUGUGUAUUGAUUAUACAAACAGCGUAUAUUUAACUAAUCAUCAAAUAGGAGAGGUAGCUGGUUGGGGUAUUACUGAAGAAGAAAAGCCCUCAGAGCGUCUCAAAUCGAUAAGAAUACCAUACAAAGAUGCUGCCACGUGUGCUAAAGAGCUACCGGAAAGAUUUGAGCAACAAUAUCAUUUUUUUGAUAAAAUUUGCGCUGGUCGUCAAAAUGGUACCAUUGCCGUUUGUAAAGGAGACAGUGGUAGUGGACUUAUCUUUAAAAAUCGAGAAAACGAUAGAUAUUACCUUCAAGGAAUAGUUAGCAUAUCGCCAAAUUUAUAUACUUCCCAAUGUAAUUACCAAACUAUCGUCUUAUACACUAGCGUUUUAUUCUACAAUUCUUUUAUAAAACGAGAAAUUACUAAAAGUCACCUAGACCUAGAGGACUGCAUACUUCCGGCGUAUCCAAAAAAUGGAAAAUGGUUUGUUGAAGGCGGUGUGGAAAAAAAACCUGGUGAUAUUGUAUUGUCCAGCACUCUUUUACGGUUUUCGUGUAAUAUGGGGUUUAUUUUAUCCACAACAUCGCCAUAUUAUCGUUGUGAAAGUUCUGAUAAUCAACCUACCUGUCGCAAACUAUGCCCUAAACCUUCGUUACCAAAUGGAACACAAAUACUGUGUAACAAUUAUGAAGAUCAGUAUAUAGACUGUUCAAAACAAGCUGAUGGUGAUAGUAUAACAUUUACAUGCCCGAACAGGUUUGUGUCGGAUGAAGAAGUACAUACAAGGUACUGUCGAUAUGGAUCCUGGAAUUCUGAAUUUUCCUGUAAAAACGGUAAACAGGAACCCAAACACGUCCUUUAAGUUACAACAACGUCAAAAAUAGGCAGUAGGACUGCUUCACCAAAAACUAUAAUCACAUCAACCAAACUAGUUUCUAAUCAUUUAUACGCUGUGAGCUCGUACGUAGAGGUGAUAUUCAGGGGCGGCUCUUGAUAGUACAAGAUGGUGAGGCACACUACACUUGAGGAUUAUUAUUAUUAUGGUUAGAUUUUCUUUAAUAGCCGGAAGGUCGAUUUUGUGACGUCAUAACGUCACAGAACGGCACCGUAUUUAUUUUAAGGCUUGCAAACGAUAUUAAAUAACAAUUUUAUUGAAUAGCUACGAAAGUUCUAAGUCUCUAACAGGUUCAUACUCAUAGUAGCUGUUUUUUUAGCUAAAAAUAAUAAUUAAUAUGAUACCACAUAUCAAAACAGCAUGAAUCAGAUGUUUCGUCGUUGGCUCAUCAGCGUUGAACACUUGAACAGCCAUAUUAAGCAAAAUUUACAUUAUAUACUACAUGAAAACAACGGACAACUGAUUCCAGUGGCGUAACUGGGGGGGGGUUGGGGGUUAAAAGCCUUAAAUGCCUUAAAUUCUUAAAUCCAUACCCCCAGAGACCCACCAGUUGUAGCCCCCCUUAGGAUCAUUGUGGUUUGGCCGUUGACUGAUUCUGUUAUUAUUAAUCACUUGCCAAAAUGAAAUUAUGGUACGCAAACAAUAUACCUGCAAACACGUGAUAAUUUCAUUUUAGAACCAAUUUUAUUAUAUUGUAAAUGUAUUGCAUAUAUGUAAAUAGAAACAAGCAAGUAAGCAAAUUACGGUUAUAUUAUAAGAUUGUUUUUUUAUGUUAAAUAAACUAAGGGUUAAAUUUUA